UCAGGAUGAUCACUGAUGUGCAGCUCACCAUGUUCGCCAACAUGUUGGGUGUGUUGCUUUUCUUGCUUGUUGUUCUCUAUCACUACGUGGCAGUCAACAAUCCCAAGAAGCAGGAAUGAAAGUGGUGCCUUCUCUGCCCCAGGGUUCCAGGACAUAGUCUGAGGCAAGAUGGAGGGUGUGAGGAGCCUUUGCAGUUCACUUCAUCCCUUCUAUGCAUCACAGCCUACAAAGAAGCAACUACACCUGGAUUUUUCCAAACAACUUUUAUUUCCUCAAAGUCUUCCUUAACCCUGUGGAACAAGAAGCUGCCACUGAAUAGGGCCCAGUAUAGGGGCUGCUUUCUUUUCUACUCCGUCCCCCCAAAUACAAAAAU
Castor canadensis (American beaver) is the source of this 373-nucleotide messenger RNA. Lineage: Eukaryota; Metazoa; Chordata; Mammalia; Rodentia; Castoridae. The record is from RefSeq and is a predicted model, not a curated record.